UUCCUUUCAGUGUGAUGCAGUUGUAGCCGAGACAUAUUUGGUUAAAUGUCACCCCACCUACAACUAUCAAAUCUAUCGUAGAGCAGGAAGUAGAUGUGUGUUCUUAGUUUUGAAGAAAACAAUAAGGAACUUUUGACAAGCAGCUUGAAAGAGAUUCAGCUGCAGCAAUCGAAGAAAAAUGUCAGAUCCAGAAGCACUUGGUGAGAAACUUCGAGACCUUUGUAAUUCUUCAACUUCAGAUCCCUCAGAAGUGGAGCAAUUAAUUGCAAGGGGAGCAUCGGUUGAUUUUAAUCCUGAUGACAAAGGAACCCCUCUAUUUUUAGCUGCAGGUAAAGGUAAUGAGCAGGUUGUUGAGUUGCUCUUGAAGAACAAAGCUAACAUUAACUAUAGGACUGAGGAUUAUGGUUGGUCACCUCUCCAUACCGCCAUACAAUCAAAUCAUGAAAAGGUUGUUCACUUAUUGUUGGAGCAUGGCGCAGAUCCACAUCUCAGGAGGAAGAAUGGAGCAACGCCUUUCAUUACUGCUGUGAUAUAUAGUGAAGUGAGUUUGCUCGAAGUGUUUCUAUCAUUUGGAGCAGAUGUCAAUGAUGCAGAUGCCAAUGGCUUUACUGCCUUCAUGGAAGCAGCAGAACAUGACAGAGAGGAUGCCUUGCGUUUCCUGUUUAGUUGCAAAGCUGAUGUGAACAAGCGCAGGGAAGUGCCAGACACCAAAGCAAAUGUGGGCAGGGGUGGAAAGACAGCACUCAUCAGUGCUGUAGAGAAAGGUCAUGAAAAUAUUGUUAACAUCUUGUUAGAUGAAAUGCAUGCAGAUGUUAAUGUGCAAGACAACCUUGGCAGAACAGCUUUAAUUUUUGCCUUAAAGGAAAACAGACGGACAAUUGUGGAAACCCUGUUGAAUCAUGGGGCCAGUGUAAACUCCAUAGACAAUAAUAAAGAAACACCUUUGAGCACCGCUUUGAAAAAUAAGAGGUUAGAUAGUGAUGUGGUGGAAAUGCUGCUGAAGCAUGAAUCGCAUGUGAAUGUUCCAGACCAAGAUGGGAAAACACCCCUGAUUCUUGCAAUAUCAAACAGUUUCACAAAGGUGGCUAAACUGCUGCUGGAGACUUACAGUAUUGACAUCAAUGCACGAGACAAAUCAGGGUGGACGGCUCUCCUGGCAGCAGUGGACAGCAAAAAUACUGAGUUGACAAAAAAGUUGUGUGAGAAGGGAGUGGAUGUGCACUCCAGUGACAAUACAGGGACUACACCAAUAAUGUUGGCCAGAAGACGGUAUAAAAAAGAAAUAAUAAAAAUAUUGAAUUCGUAUGGCUCAGAGAAUAUUAAUCAAAAUGUACAAGUUUCUUCAACUUGGAAGAAGUGCAGUAAACAUUGGCAUGGAAAACUGGAGAAAUUGCAGAAAGUUGACUGUUCCCCAAUUGGGAAGCUGAAACUGUCCCGGAUUGAGGAUUAUAAGAUUACUAGGGAAAACAAGACUGAAGUUUACCUUGGUUUCCAUAACAGAGAUACUGAGGUGGCAGUGAAAUGCCACAAGAGGAACAGCGAAGAAGCCUUAAAGGAAAGCCAAUGCCUCAAUGAGCCAAAGAUCAAAGCAAGCAGUCUGUUUGUUAAACUGGUGUCUUCUGAAUAUGAUGAUUAUUGUGACUACCUGUGCCUGAAUCUCUGUGAGUGUAAUCUAGAAGAAUAUGUGCAGAAGGAGCCUAAAGAAUGUCAGUCAGGAGCCCCAGACAUUAUGAAGCAGUUGAUUGAGGGUCUUCAGAUUUUGCACAGUGUCAAGAUUGCACAUCGGGAUUUGCAUCCAACAAAUAUCCUCAGAGAUGUUGAAAACCGUGUUCUCCUGGCAGAUUUCGACAAGAGUGUGUGUCUUGCUAACAAUUCACCUGUAAAGUUAUCAUCACAAGGGACCUGGGAGGCUUCAGAAAUCCUUCAGAAAAUGAAACAAGCGUCAGAUUCAACUUUUGAACCAAGUGAUCUCUUCACAGCAGAUCUGCAGGCUUUAGGUCGGCUAUUGCACUACAUUGUAACCGGAGGAAAAGACCCUUAUGAGUGUGAGGAGAAUUUAUGUGAGAAUAAGCCAGACCUCGACGAGAAACUGCACAGAUCCGAGAAUGCUGAAGUCCGGGAUUUCAUAGAGGGAUUGCUAGCUCCAGCUAAGACUCGAAUCAAACUCCUAAUGGCUGAGCAACAUCCAUUCCUGUGGAAAGAAUCAGAAAAGAGCAAGUUUGUCCAAGACCUUGCCAAUGAAGAAGUUGUAACAAACCGGAAGCACAAUAGUGAGCUCGUACAGAUUCUGAAUAAGACCAGCAAGGACCAGCACAAAUCAUUUCACAAGUGGACAGAGAAGAUUCACCCUCAAGUACUUGAAGACAUGAAUUUGGGCCAAAGGAAGAAGUCAAGCAAGAAGCCAGGCAGGAAGUAUGAAGACACCACCAAUGAUCUUCUGAAAUUUAUAAGAAAUCUGACCCAACAUUUCAAUGAAAAGGAUCCAAGCAUCAAGGAAAUUGUUGGAAAACCAGAGAAAUACUGGCUCGGCCUUUUUCCAGAUUUUGUAAUCUCGAUCUACAAUGCUAUAAAGGACACCGAAUGGAAGAAGCACUUUCCAAAUAAUCAAGAGCAACUCUGACUGCCAGCAG
Messenger RNA from Mobula hypostoma (lesser devil ray), 2630 nucleotides. RefSeq names its product 2-5A-dependent ribonuclease-like. NCBI's taxonomy places the organism in Eukaryota, Metazoa, Chordata, Chondrichthyes, Myliobatiformes, Myliobatidae. The transcript has 7 exons. The coding region runs from base 179 to 2620 and encodes 813 amino acids. Gene Ontology annotation, biological process: protein phosphorylation; mRNA processing. Gene Ontology annotation, molecular function: protein binding; RNA nuclease activity; protein kinase activity. The record is from RefSeq and is a predicted model, not a curated record.